Molecule: messenger RNA, 2324 nt
Organism: Rhodamnia argentea
Lineage: Eukaryota; Viridiplantae; Streptophyta; Magnoliopsida; Myrtales; Myrtaceae
Product: protein EXECUTER 2, chloroplastic
Exons: 11
Coding region: 80-2032 (650 amino acids)
Biological process (GO): singlet oxygen-mediated programmed cell death; response to singlet oxygen
Cellular component (GO): thylakoid membrane
Source: RefSeq, a predicted model, not a curated record
UACACCGGGAGGUCCCUCAACACAAACCUCCCAAGAUCGAUUGAACUGCGCUCAGCGAGAGAGAGAGAGAGGCAGAGAGAUGGCGGUGGCCAAUGCAUGGGUCACGGGCGGUUCAAUCCGAGCCUCCCACCUGAGACCCUUCUGCCUUCUUGAUUCGCCGGCCAAGAAAACGGCCAAUCCUGCCAGCUUCUUCGUCCUCGGCUGUGGGGGCCGGACUGUCCCCGGCAAGAACGCCGGCGUUUCCUCCGCCGGGCCCCGCAAGGACCCCCCUCUGCUCUGCCGUUGCGGUGGUAACGUCAGCCUUGACGGUGCCUCCAGCAGCUCCUGCUCCGAUUGGGACUGGAACCGAUGGAGCCGCCAUUUCUCCGAGAUUGAACAGGCCGAGAGCUUCGCCUCUGUUCUCAUGUUCCAACUUGAAGAAGCAAUCGAGAAGGAAGAUUUCCAUGAGGCUGCCAAAUUGAAGAUGGCUAUUUCUGAAACGACAUCAAAGGAUACUGUUGCUGACAUCAUGUCUCAGUUGAAGAAUGCAAUAGAGGAAGAGCGUUAUCAUGAGGCGUCAAGGCUAUGUAAACAUACGGGAAGUGGACUGGUGGGCUGGUGGGUUGGUUACUCAAAAGAUUCUGAUGAUCCCUUUGGCCGACUUAUACGCAUAACUCCCAGUGUGGGCAGAUUUGUCGGAAGAAGUUACAGCCCGAGGCAGUUGGUCACUGCAUCUCCUGGAACUCCAAUAUUUGAAAUUUUUGUUGUCAAAGAUGCUGAUGACAUGUAUCAAAUGCAGGUAGUAUAUUUGCAUCGAACCAAAGGGAGCUCAAUGGCCUCCACAAGCUCCUCACCAAAAUCCACAAAAAGCCAAUCUUCUAAAGUUGAUGAAACAUCAGGCGUAGGUUUACAAGAAAAUGAGUUGAACAAUGAGACGAAUGAUGAUAAGGGCUUGAAUAUUGAAGGAGCAACUGAGGAAGGGGUAAAAAGUGUUAUAAACUUUCUGAAAGAUAGAAUUCCUGGACUGAAAGUGAAAGUCAUGAAUAUUGAUGUAGCUGAGGAAGUGAUUGAGGAAAGCGAACCUGUCAAGCAGUUAAUGCAGGAAGAUGAUGAGGAAGCAGUUCCUUUGGAGAAUUCAGAAGAUGAAGAUGGUGAUGUGGAAAAUUUCCAGUCUGAUGAAAUCGGUUUAGGUGAAGAUAGCAGUGUCAAAGAGGAUGAAAAGGAUUUGGAUAUGAAGUUUUUUAUUGGUGGGGUAGUGCAUAAUGAGGAUACACCUUCCAAGGAUGAGUAUACUCGUCUUCCAGCAGAAUUAAAGGAUAUAGAAAGAGAUUCUUUCGUGCUACACGUUCCUAUUAAAGGCCUUGGGCAUGAUGGCGGAAAUAACAAAGUAUCCAAAUUGAAAGUUGCAGCAAUAGCAGCUCAAGGUGUAUCUGAAUUGAUGCCCCCUGAUGUUGCAAAGGCAUUCUGGGCUGCAGACAAAGUUUCGCCAAAGGUUUCAAGAGAUGUACGGGAAAUCGUCAAACUCGCAGUUACUCAGGCAGAGAAAAGGAAUAGACUAUCUGAAUUUACGAAUUUCAGUCGAAUCACUACUUCCAAAGGCGAUUUAGAUCCCUUUGAUGGUUUAUAUGUCGGUGCAUUUGGCCCUUAUGGUACUGAGGUGGUUCAACUGAGACGCAAGUUUGGACAUUGGAAUGGCUCCGAUAUUAGUUCAUCGGAUGUGGAGUUCUUUGAAUAUGUUGAAGCGGUGAAGUUGACUGGGGAUCUUAAUGUUCCUGCUGGCCAGGUUACAUUUCGUGCCAAAAUUGGGAAAAGGGGACGAGCUUCUAAUCGAGGGCUGUACCCAGAUGAACUAGGCGUGGUUGGUAGUUACAAAGGUCAAGGAAGGAUAGCAGAGUUCGGAUUUCGCAACCCAAAAUGGGUUGAUGGAGAGCUUCUUCAAUUAAAUGGCAAGGGCAUGGGUCCAUACUUGAAGGGAGCUGAUCUUGGAUUCCUUUAUGUGGUACCUGAGCGGAGUUUCCUUGUCUUAUUCAACCGUCUGAAAUUACCUGAAUGAGCUCGUAGCUAUCGAAUAUUUCUCAUUACCCUUUUUGAUGUGGUAGAGAAAAGACAUAUCUACUUAAAAGGCAGAGCAUAGAGGUUAUUGUCCCUAGCAUGUUUGAUUCUGGUGGAGGAUCACCUGCCGUUAAGUACUUAUCUCGUCUUGAGAGGAAAGUUUUGAUAGUAUUUGUUUAUGCUUUCUUUGUUUUCAGCCUUUUCUUGUAGUGUUUAUGUCUUAUAUGUAUAGUUUUUUCCCUGACCAAAAUAAGGACCGACUCUACACUAAUGCAAUGAGUUGUUGAGUGCUA